Molecule: messenger RNA, 1380 nt
Organism: Leptosomus discolor (cuckoo roller)
Lineage: Eukaryota; Metazoa; Chordata; Aves; Leptosomiformes; Leptosomidae
Source: RefSeq, a predicted model, not a curated record
AUGACGAGGAAUAAAGAAAAUUCGUCACCCUUAGAAUCAAAUCAAGCUCAAGGUAAAAAUAAGCCAAAAAAGAGGAAGAUAGCUGAAACCUCUAAUGUUAUCACAGAAACACUGCCAUCUGCAGAAUCGGAGCCUGUUGAAAUUGAGGUUGAGAUUGCUGAAGGAACGAUUGAAGUGGAAGAUGACAGCAUUGAAACACUUGAAGAAGUAGCUUCUGCAGAGCAAUCCAUAAAGUACAUACAGACAACGGGUACAUCAGACGAAUCUGCUUUGGCUCUUUUGGCAGAUAUCACCAGCAAGUAUCGUCAGGGAGAGAGAAAAUGCCAGAUCCAAGAAGAAGGUGAUAGUGCAACUGAUCCCUCGUGCAAACAGGAACACAUGAAAACACACUCUACUGAGAGUUACAAGUGUGACAUAUGCAAUAAAAGAUACCUACGAGAGAGUGCUCUGAAACAGCACCUCACCUGUUACCAUCUUGAUGAAGGUGGUGCCAGCAAGAAGCAAAGACCUGGCAAAAAAAUACAUAUAUGCCAGUACUGUGAUAAACAGUUUGACCACUUUGGACAUUUUAAAGAGCACCUCCGGAAGCACACAGGUGAAAAACCAUUCGAAUGUCCGAACUGCCAUGAACGUUUUGCUAGGAAUAGUACGCUCAAAUGUCACCUGACAGCCUGUCAGUCUGGAGCUGGAGCUAAAAAGGGAAGAAAGAAGCUGUACGAAUGUCAGGUUUGUAACAGUGUGUUUAACAGCUGGGAUCAAUUCAAAGAUCACUUGGUAAUACACACCGGUGACAAGCCCAACCACUGUACCUUAUGUGAUUUGUGGUUUAUGCAAGGCAGCGAGCUGAGAAGGCAUCUCAAAGACACGCACAAUAUUUCAGAACGAAUUGUGACAGAAGAGGUUCUUCCAGUGGAAGCUGAACCAGUAACAUCAAUGACUAUAAUAGAACAAGUGGAGCAAGUCCAUGUCCUACCAGUAAUUCAGGUACAAGUGGAUCCUGCACAGGUCACUGUGGAACAGAUGCACCAGGAUCUGAUACAGGACAAUCAAGUGAAAGGCACACAGAUAGAUGAACUGCAAGAGCAGGUGCAGAUCAGUUACUUGGAAGUUGAACACAUUCAGACUGAACAAGGUGCUGAAGUUCACGUGGAGCAGUUACAUGUUGAGCAUGUAAAUCAAAUACAGAUGGAAGAAGUACAGGCAGAACUUAUAGAUGGAACAGACCUGGAACAAGUAGAAUAUGAAAGUGUUGAUCAAGGAGAAUCAGAAGAAAAGGAACCUAAUCAAGUAGGUGAUGGAGAUAAGGAAGAUCAUGAACAAGCUGAAGACUUAAAAACUCAACAGUUAGUGGACAUGCAGAAUGAAAAGCAGGAUGACUAG